UAAAAAAAAAACACGAAUUCAUUUUGACUUAUUCUCCUGUCUUUUCCGCCCAUUAAAACCAAAAAAACGAAUUUACACGAGAACACGCUUCUCCCUUCUUCUUCUUCUUCGUUCAACCACCCACAAUCUGAGAUUCCGAGACUACCGCCGGCGAAACCCAAUCGAACGUAAACCCACUUCCCCAAUUCGAUUCCGCUUCCAUUUCUCUUCUCAGUUCCUAACCUUUCUGUGUACUCUUUCCAUGGGAUGGUCACAAAGAACUCUCAAAGGAGCAAUCUUGGCGUGACCAAGUCCAUGAACUUCUUUCAAAAAAUCAUCAAACCUUUCAAACGCAGCUCCAAUCGAGGUCUAGAAGACGAUAUCGAUAGAAUCUCUGCUCAGGAACAGAAAGUUUUCACCUUUCAGUCCCUAGUCUCCGCUACCAAAGAUUUCAACCCGACCCACAAACUCGGCGAAGGUGGGUUCGGACCGGUCUUCAAGGGAAGGUUACCUGACGGGAGAGAGAUAGCAGUGAAGAAGCUAUCUCAGGCUUCAAAGCAAGGGGACAACGAGUUUGUCAACGAGGCCAAGUUAUUAGCUAAAGUCCAGCAUCGGAAUGUCGUUAAUCUCUGGGGUUAUUGCACACACGGAGAGGAUAAACUCUUGGUUUACGAGUACGUCGCAAACGAGAGUCUUGACAAGGUCCUCUUCAAAUCCAAGAGAAGAUCAGAGAUAGACUGGAAGCUGAGGUUUGAGAUCAUAACUGGCAUUGCUAGAGGACUUCUCUAUCUCCAUGAAGACGCCCCAGACUGCAUCAUCCAUAGGGACAUCAAGGCUGGCAACAUUCCGCUUGAUGAUAAAUGGGUUCCUAAGAUUGCUGAUUUUGGGAUGGCUAGACUCUAUCAGGAAGACGCUACACACGUCAACACUCGCAUUGCAGGAACCAAUGGUUAUAUGGCGCCGGAGUAUGUAAUGCAAGGUGUUCUCUCGGUAAAAGCAGACGUAUUCAGCUUUGGAGUUGUGGUUCUUGAGCUCAUCAGUGGCCAGAAGAACUCUAGUUUUAGUAUGAGACACGCUGACCAGACUCUUCUUGAAUGGGUAUAUAAGUUAUACAAGAAAGGCAGGACCAUGGAGAUACUAGACUCGGAGAUAUCAGCUUCUGCUGAUCCGGAACAAGUCAGACUCUGCGUUCAGAUCGGUCUGCUCUGUGUUCAAGGUGAUCCUCGUAAGAGACCAACUAUGAGACGGGUGUCUUUGCUUCUCUCGAGAAAGCCAGGGCAUCUAGAGGAACCAGAGCAUCCUGGUGUCCCGGGGUCUAGACACCGCCGUCGAACUCAUCGUCCUACAGGAGCAUCCUCGGUUGGAACGCUUUCGACCACUGGAUCGAGGACAGACUCGUUUGGUUCGAACUUGAACACACACACUGGAGGAUCCAACACAGGAACAGGUAAAGCUACUCCAGUUUCUUCUAGGACUCCGACUCCUACGAGGACUCACGCUACUAGAAGUGUAGGUGCUGCCAGCUCUAGCUCAGACCCUCAUGGGAAACGUCAUAUGAGUUAUUAAGUACAUUAAUCAUGUUAAAUAUUUGAUUGUAAAUGACUAUUGACUAAAUACUAAUAUUAGCGAGGUUUUUUUGGUUUGCAAAGUAAAUUAUUAUUUUUGAACUCUGGUUGUGGCUUUACUUGUUUGACAGGGUUUAUAGUACUGUAUGAUAUUCAUAUAAAUUAUUUGUUACAAUAAUAUCCU
This is a messenger RNA of Brassica rapa (field mustard), 1728 nucleotides long. Its product is annotated as putative receptor-like protein kinase At4g00960. Gene Ontology annotation, biological process: protein phosphorylation. The record is from RefSeq and is a predicted model, not a curated record. Lineage: Eukaryota; Viridiplantae; Streptophyta; Magnoliopsida; Brassicales; Brassicaceae. Gene Ontology annotation, molecular function: protein kinase activity; ATP binding.